CGGUGGUCCUUAUGUCUGUUCAAAGUGCUCUCAAAGUUUCUGGAAAGAGUGGAAUUCCCUACUGACGCAAAAUAGUCAUAUGUGGCAAGAUCAGCUGGUGGACAUAACACCACGAGCUCUUCUCACCUGGAUAAAAUCGCCAGAAAGAACAUGUUCAUAAACUCCAAUAUCAGUUUUUGGUCGUUUUGUCGAAGUUAUCACAAGGCAGAGGGUGUUUUCAUGAAUUAUGUCUCUAAAAAAUGUCAAUGAUCGUUGUUUGCUGGUUUGGGAGUUUUGCUCCGCCCCCCCGGUGUUUGUCGUAAACCUGGCUCCUGGCUCCAAUAAACCCGGGCUAAGAGCGCCCUGGGCUCGCCUCCUUCUCCAAGGCGAUCAAUAGGAUCUCAGGCGCACUCCAAGCACUCUCUUACGUAGACAUCCACCAAGGAGAGAGCCGAUACAACAACACGGUUGAUCUGCUCAAACACAAAAAAUCUACCUGCUUUCUGAAUCAUGUCGUUGAGCCCAAAGCAUACAACGCCUUUUUCAGUGACAGAUAUUUUGAGUCCAAUCGAGGAGACCUACAAGAAGUUCAGUGGCAUGGACGGCGCGGGGAAUCUAACCUCUUCACUGGGAGCCUACCGACAACCUCAGGUGUCUCAGACCGGCAUGCAACAGCACUCGAUGGGCCACAACGCCACCGUGGCCACCACUUACCACAUGCCGCACACCGUCUCCCAGUUCUCCCACGGCGCAAUGGGGGGAUACUGCAACGGGAGCAUUGGCAAUAUGGGAGACCUCCCGUCGUACCAGGAAAGCAUGCGGAAUACUGCAGCAGCUACAGGAUGGUACAGCGCCAACCCUGAUCCAAGAUACUCCACAAUUUCUAGAUUCAUGGGACCUUCCACAGGUAUGAACAUGAGUGGCAUGGGGAGCCUGACGGGGAUGGGAGACGCCAGCAAAGCCAUGCCAGCUCUGCACGCUGCGCCCAGGAGGAAAAGGCGCGUGUUGUUCUCGCAGGCUCAGGUCUACGAGCUGGAGAGGCGGUUCAAGCAGCAGAAAUACCUGUCGGCACCCGAAAGAGAGCACCUGGCCAGCAUGAUCCACCUGACGCCGACCCAGGUGAAAAUAUGGUUCCAGAACCACCGGUACAAGAUGAAGCGCCAGGCCAAGGACAAAGCGGCGCAGCAGAUGCAGCAACAGCAGCAACAGGACGGUAACCUGUGCCAACAGCAGGCGCAGUCCCCGCGGCGCGUCGCAGUGCCUGUUCUGGUAAAGGAUGGUAAGCCGUGUCAGAACGGCUCCAACACACCGACGCCGAAUCAGCAACAGGUUCAACAGAACCAACAACAGAGUCAACAGCAGAAUGGAGGUGGAGUGGUGCUUGCGUCUUCAGCCGGAAGCCUCGGGCAGCAUCAAAGCCAGCAGCAGGUGAACGCUUUGGAGCUGGAGGAGAUGUCGCCAAGUCCGCCUUCAUUGCACAGUCAGCUGAACAUGGCCCAGAUAGACACAUCUGCUGUAGAUUACACCAGUAACAUGGUCAGCUCAAACCUCCUGUACGGCAGAACGUGGUAGGACUUUCAAAAGUACUGUUACUGUCCAGUUUUAUGUGAACCUGCGGAUGAGCCUCACCUGCGGAUGAGCCUCAAACAUAUAUAUAUAUAUAUAUAUAUAUAUAUAUAUAUAUAUAUAUAUAUAUAUAUAUAUAUAUAUAUAUAUAUAUAUAUAUAUAAGUAAUAAUUUGGCAAAGGGUCAAACGGGACAAGGCGCGCAAAGAGGCGCAUGAACUGAUCAGGACACAUUUUCUUGACACCUCUGAAGGACGGAGUCUAUUUUUGAACAUUACACGAAUGGCUACCCUCUACAGAAACCGUGUCGUUCCUGGACCUUUUUGUAAUUCAUGUUUUGGACCUUCCUCAUAAUGUUUUAAACGUAGUCUAUGUUGUUGAAACGAAAAGAAAUGCUGCUUCACUUCUUUGUACUGAUGAGGAGGACAGGUGGGAUCAGGUCCGAACUCCACUAAAACCACCGCUCCUCCUUUGGUAUUUUAUCAUAUCAAUAUUGUAAAUUAAUGUAUUCAUUUGAUUAGACUUAUUGAAUAAAGUAGGUACUUGUACAUUUGGCUAACACACACACACACACACACACACACACACACACACCCACACACGAGGCGUUUUAACUGUAUGAUAUUCGUUAUAGCGUCCACAGUUAUGUUUUCUUUAAUAUUUUUUGUAAGUUAAAAAAAAAGAAGGAACACAUGCGUGAUGGCUGCUGUAUAUGUUUCAAAACCAAGUGAACGUUAACAAUAAAUAACUUGAAGUGUGA
Molecule: messenger RNA, 2304 nt
Organism: Xiphophorus couchianus (Monterrey platyfish)
Lineage: Eukaryota; Metazoa; Chordata; Actinopteri; Cyprinodontiformes; Poeciliidae
Gene: nkx2.4a
Product: NK2 homeobox 4a
Exons: 2
Coding region: 490-1551 (353 amino acids)
Biological process (GO): regulation of transcription by RNA polymerase II; cell differentiation
Cellular component (GO): nucleus
Molecular function (GO): DNA-binding transcription factor activity, RNA polymerase II-specific; RNA polymerase II cis-regulatory region sequence-specific DNA binding
Source: RefSeq, a predicted model, not a curated record